This is a messenger RNA of Onychostoma macrolepis, 2063 nucleotides long. RefSeq names its product synuclein, gamma b (breast cancer-specific protein 1) (gene sncgb). The transcript has 6 exons. The coding region runs from base 283 to 642 and encodes 119 amino acids. Gene Ontology annotation, biological process: synapse organization; synaptic vesicle endocytosis; chemical synaptic transmission. Lineage: Eukaryota; Metazoa; Chordata; Actinopteri; Cypriniformes; Cyprinidae. Gene Ontology annotation, molecular function: cuprous ion binding. The record is from RefSeq and is a predicted model, not a curated record. Gene Ontology annotation, cellular component: cytoplasm; neuronal cell body; axon terminus.
UAGCCGCAGCGCGACUUAAAUGCACUGCAGCAUCCAGCAGGUUCUGUCUCUCUGCAUCCUGUUCUCUUGCGCCUGCUCCCCGCUCUCUCUCACUCUCUCUCUCAUUUCACUGCUCUCCGUCCAGAGUGUCCGUGCAUCCGUCUGUCCCGGAACAAAAUCUCUCUGUAUUCCUCUCUCCUGUCAUCUGAAACUUUCAGCAUAUAGACAGACACCCUCAGCUCUUGCAAAUUCUGCCAGGCCCAGACCGUCUGCAGAGCACCGUCGUCAAACUCAACGUCCAGGAUGGAUGUUCUAAUGAAAGGAUUCUCCAUGGCCAAAGAAGGAGUGGUGGCCGCCGCUGAGAAAACUAAAGCUGGAGUUGAAGAGGCAGCUCUCAGGACCAAAGAAGGGGUCAUGUAUGUGGGUAACAAGACAAAGGAGGGAGUGGUGUCAGGCGUAAACACAGUUGCCCAGAGGACCACCGACCAGGCGAAUAUUGUCGGUGAAACAGCGGUAGGCAGCGCUAGUGAAGUCGGACAGAAGUCAGUAGAGGGGCUGGAGAAUGUGGCUGCAUCAACCGGCCUCAACCCGGAUGAGGCUUUAUAUGAGGGUGACUUCUCUCAUGGUGGCAUGGAAGGAGGAGACGGUGGAGAGGGUUAUUAGUCCAGAGGCCUGAACCUGAAACGGUCCCCUCUCUUCCCUCUGACUCUCCACCUCUGAGUUUCUGCUCCAAAGCCUCACCCCUUCCAGACUCCAGAUGUUACUGAUAUUUUUUUGUGACUGUACGGAAAACCAGAGUUGAAAAAGACUUUCCCUGAGCCCUGUAGCCGUUAGAUGUGUGACGCUUCCCCUCCUCUCCAUCUGUGGUGUCGUCAUGCUGUUCUCUAGUGUUACUGUCAUUCCUCUUCCCAUCCGCACCUCAUCUAAAACACACACACUCAUACAUACACACACACAAAAUGAAGCCCAGAGGCUGAUAUCAGAGGUCGAGGUGGUCUUUUAGGAGCAUGGCUGGAAAAAAAGAAACCCGCAUGACCAGUAAUGUAAGAAAAGCAAUACAUCUCAUUUCAUCAGGGCAUGUAAGCAAAGUGCGUCAGGAUCUUUGUGAGAACAUAGCCAUGUUUCAGUUUAUUUAGUCUUGAAAAUGCUGCAAUGUACGCAAUGACAAGUUGUAUGUACAUUAAGAGAUACAUUACAUUCCUUUAGUUCAGUAUGUGUGCAGAAUAGAGUUACUGUGUGCUUGACCAAUAGACUUAUCGUGUGAUUUGUUAGAGUAAGAACAAAUGUUUAUUCACAAAAUGUGAACACAUACUGUAUACAUAGAUACUGUAAAACUAAAAACGAUUAUCCGUGUUGAUGUAGCUGUGCUAGACUUGCAUUUUUUCAUUAGCUUAUACACAUGAGAUUUGGUUCCAGUUGGGACAAGGAGUCUUUUGCUGUUAUAGGAAGCGAUCAAAUCUUCAGACACAUCUUGUUUCGUCCUGGUUUUGUUGCGAUGCAUGUGAAGUCGGUGUGCGAUCAUGCAGUGUAAAAGCAAUACUACAGCACCAUUGCAGAGUUUGUCAUUGGUCUGUUCUGUAGCACUGUGCUAUGCUGAGUCUAGGCACUGUGUUUUACCAAGGGAAUGCUAAGAAGUGUAGAUCUGACUGUCUUCAUUUUCAUUUAGCCUUGCCAUCAUGGCCACCCAAACCCCAUCCCUGUCCUGUCACUCAACAGUGUGUUCAGAUCCACCCCAGGUUUGUGUCUGCUGUAGGUAACUAGGACAAAGCUAUCAAACAUUGCAGUUUGUUCUUUCUUUGAAGCCACAAAAAAACUGAAGACUGCAUGUUGCCUUAUCAGCACUCCUGUAUUCACUUACACACAUAUAUAGACACAAACAUACACACAAAGCUGAUCAAAACACAAAAACACACUCCUCUCAAGCGUCUUUUUUCCUUUGAGCUUUUCUCUCUUUGCUCUCUCUGAAACACACACACACAAACACACACAAACAAAUGUCCCACAUACCUUUUAUGUUGGCAUCAAAGCAGGCAAGCUGAUUUUAUAAACUGUAUAAGUGAAUUAAAGAGUUUUGUUGAAAUCUA